Messenger RNA from Juglans regia (Persian walnut), 610 nucleotides. RefSeq lists its product as uncharacterized. Lineage: Eukaryota; Viridiplantae; Streptophyta; Magnoliopsida; Fagales; Juglandaceae. Gene Ontology annotation, molecular function: growth factor activity. Gene Ontology annotation, biological process: positive regulation of gene expression; positive regulation of cell population proliferation; cell differentiation. The transcript is spliced from 3 exons. The record is from RefSeq and is a predicted model, not a curated record. The coding region runs from base 29 to 481 and encodes 150 amino acids.
UAUAUACCAAAGAAGAAAGGACAGAACAAUGUCCAUAAGGGUCGUUAGCUUUAUACUUAUGUUCCUGGUGCUACAUGUAAGAGACUCUCGAUCUAUUGCACAAACUGAAGCUCCGGGCCAAGCACUGAUUCCUGAAACGCGUGAGCUGCCAACUGCAGGAAGAAGAAGUACUCGUAUGAAUGUUGAAGAGAAAAUCUAUGGUGGUGUUCCAGCUGAGGCUGAGUACGUUGGAAAAGGGCUUGGAUCAGGAAGGAAAAUGAUGAUUAAAAGGGAUAUGGGAAUGGUGAAAGACGAAGGUUUGAAAGGAGACGAUUUGAAGAUUAAAGGGAGUGCAGCCAGUUAUGUUGGAAUUCAGAAUGUAAACUGUAAAUUGAGAAUAAAAGCAGUUCCUCGACCCAAGGACGAUGUCAAAAUGGCUGGUUUCGUAGCUUUUAAUGCUGAUUACCACGUCCCGAAACCUCAUCCACCUAAGAAUAACUAAGGAGGCCAGUAGUAGAGAAGUCCCUUGGGACACAAAUUUUGGUUCAAGUCUGCCUUUCCCUUUACUAAUGUUUACUCCCUUCUAAUAUUUACUAUCUUUGGUUUUGUAAGCGAUAAUUAAAACAAGUAC